AUGUUCCUCUCUAACAAGAUUGAGGAUACCGUGCGGUAUCUUUUGAGCAGCGCUGUAUCUCUUAAGGAUGAAAAACAUGAAUUAGAAAUGACCCAAAAUUUGAACCUGGCCCGUCAGGAUCGGAUACAAGAUGUUUGUGACCGUUAUCCACCAAAGAUUGGAUUGAAUGAGCUACCUCAGAGUGAACUGGACCAUAUUAUAAUAGACGACGAACGUAAACUUCUUUAUUGCUAUGUUCCUAAGGUAGCAUGCACAAACUGGAAAAGGCUUUUGAUGAUCUUGGCUGGGAAGUGGAAUGGAACAGAUAUAUUGGCCGUACCGGGCCAUUUGGCCCAAGCUCCUGGAGUGUUCCGAGAGUUAAGCAACGUGACCAGAGAAGAAAGAGAUUAUAUGUUAGAGAAUUAUAACAAGAUGAUCAUAGUCAGGAAUCCAUUUGAAAGAUUACUGUCUGCCUAUAGAAAUAAGUUCGAGGGGACUACACCCAGCGCAAAAUAUUUCCAGGAACGUGCUGGGAAACUUAUAAUCAAAGCAUUCCGUGAAAAUCCAACGGCAGAAUCGUUGAAUAACGGUGACGACGUGACAUUCAAAGAGUUUGCGUUGUUCGUAUUGAACAAAUCUGAGAACCUCAAUAAUAUGGUAAAUAACGAGCAUUGGACGCCCAUCACGAAGUUAUGUCAUCCAUGCCUUAUCAACUACACUUUAGUCGGUAAAUAUGAGACCUUACACGACGAUGCUCAACUGGCAUUAAAGACGAUUAACGUUACAAACAUUCAGCUACCACACUUGAGCCGGACGUCAGGAACUGCAGAAAAACUCCAUAGCUACUUCUCACAGCUCGACCUACCGCUCAUAAGAGAGCUCUAUAAACUUUUUGAAAAUGACUACAGAAUGUUUGAUUAUAAUUUAAAUAAUAUCGUUGGAUUUGAUUUAGGGUAG
Messenger RNA from Arctia plantaginis, 936 nucleotides. Lineage: Eukaryota; Metazoa; Arthropoda; Insecta; Lepidoptera; Erebidae. The record is from the annotation of a GenBank genome assembly.